UGAAAGAAUAGUUAAAAGUGAAAACGAUAAAAUUCAGCAACAAGAAUUUUCUCAGAAAACUACCCAAAUUUUAGAUUUAGAAAAAGAGUCGGAGGAUGUUCGCGGAGAAACGGAUUCGUUUUACCGACAACUAUUUAGGGCAAUUAAUUAUUUGGUCAAAAGUGAAUAUCUAUAUUUUGAAGAAGAGAUUGAAGAAUUAGAAAAAAUGUAUUUAUUUAAAUUUGAAAGAGAUAGGUCUUGCGAAACUAGUCCCCGACCCGCAGUUAAAGGAAACCUAAAUAAUCUCUUCGGUUCAUUAAAGAAUUUAGCACAAACAUUAAAAUUAGCACAAACAUUAAAAGAUGAAUCAACUGGACCAACCAUUGAAGAA
Molecule: messenger RNA, 370 nt
Organism: Funneliformis geosporum
Lineage: Eukaryota; Fungi; Glomeromycota; Glomeromycetes; Glomerales; Glomeraceae
Source: the annotation of a GenBank genome assembly